GUGCCGCGCGCGGCAUGCAGAAGCUUCGCUGAGUGGGCACUGGCGGUCGCGAGCACGUUGCUAGUGGGCGCGGCUGGUGGGGCCGCGGGCGGUAGGGGGCUAGCGUCCGGCUGAGCCCCGCGGGUUCCAGCACGCGGCUCCACGCUCUGUCGGGCUGCUCUGCUGAGUGACACCGCCGUGGCAUCCAAGGAGCUGUGGUCCAGCCUGCGCGGCGGGAAGCGGCGGCGGCGGCUGCAGCGUCCUAAGAGAAGAAAGAAUUUGACUGAUGGGCAUAAGGAAGAAAAAGAGCCCGAGGCAAGUUUCAGAGAAGUAGUGGAAGAUUUUUCAAAAAAGCUUUAGAACAAGAAAGUAUGCUUGGGAAAGACCCAAGCGGGCAUGUGAAGGAAGCUGAAACCUAUCAACACUCUUCAAAAUGCAAUGGAAUGUACCACGGACUGUAUCUCGACUGGCACGCAGGACAUGCUUGGAACCACAUAAUGCUGGUCUCUUUGGACGCUGUCAAAAUGUAAAGGGACCUUUACUUUUAUACAAUGCUGAAUCCAAAGUGGUUUUGGUACAAGGCUCUCAAAAACAAUGGUUGCAUUUAUCUGCUGCCCAGUGUGUUGCAAAGGAAAGGAGGCCAUUGGAUGCUCAUCCACCCCAACCAGGAGUCCUUCGCCAUAAGCAAGGGAAGCAACAUGUUUCAUUCAGGAGGGUUUUUUCAUCCAAUGCCACAGCUCAGGGAACUCCGGAAAAAAAGGAAGAGCCUGAUCCUUUGCAAGACAAAUCUAUUAGUCUUUAUCAACGAUUCAAGAAGACAUUUAGACAGUAUGGAAAAGUUCUGAUUCCAGUGCAUCUAAUAACUUCCGGUGUUUGGUUUGGAACAUUUUAUUAUGCAGCCUUGAAAGGAGUGAAUGUCGUUCCUUUUCUAGAACUCAUUGGGUUACCUGACAGUGUGGUAAGCAUCCUGAAAAACUCCCAGAGUGGAAAUGCACUCACAGCAUAUGCCUUGUUUAAGAUUGCAACACCUGCUCGGUAUACCGUGACUUUGGGAGGAACAUCUGUCACUGUGAAGUAUCUGCGCAGUCAUGGCUACAUGUCCACACCGCCACCCGUCAAGGAGUAUCUGCAGGACAGGAUGGAAGAGACAAAGGAGCUUAUCACAGAGAAAAUGGAAGAAACAAAAGAUAGACUCACUGAAAAGUUACAAGAAACCAAAGAAAAAGUUUCCUUUAAGAAAAAGGUGGAAUAAGGUGCCUUAUAUAGCAGUAUAGGAAAUUCCUGCACUUUAACCCUUUGGAAACUAUGGGCAAAGGAUACAUGUGUCUGAUUAUUUUUUUGGUUAGUUGCCGAAAUAUACUAGUUCUCUGAGGGUUAAAGAAGUAAAAUACCUUUUUAAAGUUAAAUAUCACUAGAAAAAUCAGUGUUAUUACAAGGGAAGAAAUGAACCCAGUGUAAGAAUUUCCCAUCAGUAGCAGUAUUAAGCAGUGGUUAAUGUCUUAGAAGUCAGACUUCUUUUUCAAGGUCUUCAGAACCACACUUGAUUUCUGUUUUGUUGCAGCUGUAAUUGACACACACUAGACAGCUGACUCCUUGAAUAUCCAGUGUGACCCAUAAAAUAGGCUGUUAAUACCGGAUCUUAAUUUUUAUGUUAUUCAUUAAGAUUUUAACUAUAUCCAGUACAUAAUUUGGAGACAAACUAGCAUCAUCAAAACUGCCUGUAAAUAAGAAGGUAUUUAGUCUUUCUAUAAAAACAGAAUAGAGCAAUUACCUACCAGUUAAAAUAUCUUAUAUGAAGAAAAUAGAAUAUUCAGUCAUAUAUGUAAAUAAGAUGUAUUGAUUGUACGUAAAUGAAAAAUGGACCCUUUAAAAAUUAUUUUUACCUGAAGCUUGUCAUAAUUUUUUUAAAGCAAAUAUAUAUAUGGUGAUGGUACUUUUCAAAGUGUGUAUUGGUGGUGAUCACCUCAAACAUAAACCUCUGUUGUGAAUCAUUUGUGUCCUUUUCAACUAAUCUUUCAGAGGAAAGGUAAAAAAUCAUUAAACCUUAAGUUCAUUGUUAAAAUCAAAUAUUUGUCAGCAGUAACUCAAGCUCAUGGUUCUCAAGCAGAAAAAGGUUUGGGAGACUAAAAAUGGAGUCAGGUUGUCAUGGAGACUGCUAACUCCUUGGGGUAGACAUGGGCCUUGCCUCAGCAAACCAGUGCAAUUUCCCAAUGUCUUAGUUUCAGAAUUCAUGCUGAUUUCAUUAUGGAGUAAAAUUUUAAAUUGUGGCUGCUGCUUUUUGUCUUACAUUGAAGGGAAAUAUCCUUGUUUGAGCAUUCUACUUGAUUUUUUUUUUUUUUUUUUUUUUUUUUUUUGAGACGGAGCCUCCCUCUCUCUCUCCCAGACUGGAGUGCAGUGGUGCGAUCUCGGCUCACUGCAUCCUCUGCCUCCCAGGUUCAAGUGAUCCUCCUGCCUCAGCUUUCCAAGUAGAUGGGAGUAUAAGCGUGUGCCACCACACUCAGCUAAUUUUUGUAUUUUUAGUGGAGGUGGAGUUUCACCAUGUUAGCCAGGCUAGUCUCCAACUCCUGACCUCAGCCUCCCGAGUAGCUGGGACUAGAGGCGCCCACCACCACGCCCGGCUAAUUUUUUUGUAUUUUUAGUAGAGAUGGGGUUUCACCGUCUUAACAAAGCUAUCAUUAAAUCAUUUGCUUGUAAUGAAA
Messenger RNA from Pongo pygmaeus (Bornean orangutan), 2678 nucleotides. RefSeq names its product mitochondrial inner membrane scaffold 1 (gene MIMS1). Gene Ontology annotation, cellular component: mitochondrion. NCBI's taxonomy places the organism in Eukaryota, Metazoa, Chordata, Mammalia, Primates, Hominidae. Bases 413 to 1231 code for a protein of 272 amino acids. The record is from RefSeq and is a predicted model, not a curated record. The transcript has 5 exons.